Messenger RNA from Pristis pectinata (smalltooth sawfish), 909 nucleotides. RefSeq names its product derlin-2-like. The transcript is spliced from 7 exons. The coding region runs from base 42 to 791 and encodes 249 amino acids. Gene Ontology annotation, biological process: endoplasmic reticulum unfolded protein response. The record is from RefSeq and is a predicted model, not a curated record. Gene Ontology annotation, cellular component: endoplasmic reticulum membrane; Hrd1p ubiquitin ligase ERAD-L complex. Gene Ontology annotation, molecular function: misfolded protein binding; ubiquitin-specific protease binding. NCBI's taxonomy places the organism in Eukaryota, Metazoa, Chordata, Chondrichthyes, Rhinopristiformes, Pristidae.
CCCUGUCAGUUUUGCGGCGACGCCGAGCGGGGUGUCGGGCCAUGGCGUACCAGAGUCUGCUGCAGGAGUACCGGCAGGUCCCCGUGGUGACCCGAGCCUACACCACCGCCUGUGUGCUGACGACUGCGGCCGUGCAACUGGAGUUCAUUACCCCUUUCCAGCUGUACUUCAAUCCUGACUUGAUAGUCAAGAAGUAUCAGGUUUGGAGACUAUUAACCAAUUUUCUUUUCUUUGGCCCUCUGGGGUUUAGCUUUCUGUUCAAUAUGAUCUUUUUAUACAGAUAUUGUCGAAUGUUGGAAGAAGGAUCGUUCAGGGGACGAACGGCUGAUUUUCUGCUCAUGUUUAUUUUUGGUGGUUUUUUAAUGACCCUGUUUGGAAUUUUUGCGAGCUUGUUUUUUCUGGGUCAAGCCUUCACCAUCAUGCUGGUUUACAUCUGGAGCAGGAGGAACCCAUUUGUACGAAUGAAUUUUUUUGGGCUGCUGAACUUCCAGGCUCCCUUCUUGCCAUGGGUGUUGAUGGGAUUCUCAUUGCUUCUGGGAAACUCUGUCAUCGUUGACUUGUUGGGGAUCGUGGUUGGUCAUAUAUAUUACUUUCUGGAAGACGUAUUCCCAUAUCAGCCAGGGGGAGUGAAGCUGUUGGUGACUCCAGGCUUUCUGAAGGCGAUAUUUGAUGUUGCAGAGGAGGAUCCCAAUUAUAACGUGCUGCCUGAGGAGCGACCUGUGGGAUUCAACUGGGGUCAGGGGCAAAGGCUUGGGGAUCAGAAUGAACAGAACCCUGAUGCUCACCAAUGACACCUUGUAUUUUGUGAGACCAGAUGUUGCUGAAAUGGAGAACAUUUAUUUUUUACUUUGGAUAGUAAUUUGAGCUGUUUUCACAAAGGGUGUAAUUAAAAGUGAUAAUUGUUUGCAA